Porites lobata is the source of this 5715-nucleotide messenger RNA. The record is from the annotation of a GenBank genome assembly. Lineage: Eukaryota; Metazoa; Cnidaria; Anthozoa; Scleractinia; Poritidae.
AUGGCUACAUUACCAAACGCCAAACGGUUUGAAAUUGGUAAGCGACAUUAUGUUCUAUGUUUUCGCCUACAUGGCAUAAUGUAUUUAAGAUUGUUACUACUCCACUCAUGUAUCAUUGAUCCUUCCCUGUUGCCAUAUUUAUAUGAAAUGGUGAUGACAUACUUUAUGCAUAAAUGCCGUGAUGACUGUCCAUAUAUUAAAAGCUUAAAAGCUUGUUCCAAAUACCUACAUUAUGAUAGUGGAGAUGGUCAGAUAAGUCUGUGAGCAAAAAAUUUUUUCUAUAAUAAGUUUUUUAUCUCUAGUGUAAAAAUAAUUCACAUUCAUGUUUAACAGGUCUCAUUGCAGGUUUGAAAAUUCAGUUCUAAAAUAAACGUUUGCCUUGUUGACAGGUGGAAAGCCCAGUGGCAAGGAAGUAAAAGAAAGAAGAGAAAACUUGAAGGCUCUUUUACAGGAGGGGUUUGAGGUUAGAGAGGGCUCGGAAGUGUCAGUCCAGAGUGUUUUAUCAUAUCUUGGGCUGGAUCAUGACAGCCAGAAGUUGGUGUCACGUGCUGUGAAGGACAUGUUCCCUGGGGUCCAGAAGAGAAGAGAGGACAAAAGAGGAGUGAAACAAUAUCCUUUUGAUUAGUGAAUGUUUUAACCUGUUAAUGAAAAUAAUAUAAAUAUAUUCGAUCAAUAAUAUUAUAUAUAAUAAUAAUUAUAUUACUCUGACUCUGAAUAAAAGAAUUAAAUUUUUUUGAUGAGUGGGAUUCCAUGCCAAGUGCUCACAAGCGGAGUCUGAGACAUUAUUUUUGAGUGUUUAAGUUCAACUUGGACACAGAUGCAUUGAAUUUCCUUGACUUAAGUUACAACCUUUUACGUAAACUUUGCCGUUAAAUUCAACAUUGCAUCAUUGGUGUCUAAAGAAAGGCCCUCUGUUAUGAAUGGUAAGUGAUUUAUUUUAUCACACUAUUCAUCUAACUGCAAUACGAGCCAUUAUUGUUCAGGGAUAUUUUACUUAUUUGGGCUUGUCAGGAAUUAUAAUAAUAUAGACUUGAGAAGAUUUAGGGGAGUGCUGAUUGAUGAGCAAAACAAACUGACAGUAUUUACAACACAAAUAAUAACGUGGCUGCCUCAAUCAAAAGGCUACAUGGUUCAAAGUUUAAUCUUUUAAUGCAGUGGCUUUUUUUCCCCAGAGGAAUUGAUGCAUCUACUACAAAAUCUUCAAGCGUCAGAACAUGCCAUUUGCCAGAUUUGGUCUGCCCUGGUUGAAAGAAACAAUGAAGGUAAAGACAUUACAAAGCUCAUUAUGGAUUACACCAGGGAGGCAAAGACAAGGGACAGUCUGUUAAAGACUCUCAUAAAUGCAUAUGAGUCAGAAAUCUCCAGGUUAAAGAUGGAAGGAUCUCAUGACCAACUGUCUAAACGACAAAAAAGCACAAUAAGGGAGGAAAUGAAAGUUCUUGAACGACUUUGUGAUACAAAUAUCAGGGAUGGCUCUUCACAAGAAGCUUAUGAUAGUGUCAGUCCACACCUUUUUAAAGAAUUUACAGAAGAAGUUCAAGAGAGAUGCCCACUGAUUCAUGAAGUCAUCGAAACACUGGUCAUUUCUAAUCAACAGGAGCGCAAUGUUUAUAAAACGAACUCGCAUAAAAUUUUGUGUGGAUUGCAGUCAUUGGCAUUCAUGGUCAACAUUAGGAACUCUAAUGCAAGAAAUUCGUUUCCAUUACUGUUUGGGCUCCUGUGUGUUUCUUAUGGUGCUGGCAAACAGUUUACUGACAUGCUGCAGUCCAUGGGGCUUUCCGUACAUUGGAACACAAUGUGAGUAUCAUGUGUCUUUAAUGUUGUUUUGGUUGCUGUUCUCUUUCACAAAAGAGGUGAAAAAGAGCAUUUCCAAAAAGUGUCACUUUAUUAAUGUUUGACAUAAAAUCUUUCACCCUGAGUACCCUAGUAUCUUGUGAACAUGGGGUUGGGGAGGGGCUUAUGGGGGUUUGAUUGGUCAUAUUAUCUUGGAUAAUAUUAUUCUUGAAUCUAAAAGGCAAUAAGCAAAGUGGAAUUUAAAUGUGUAUUUAGUAGCAUAUAAGUUAGCUGAGGUGAAAAUAAUACAAAAAUCCAGGAAAGAAUAAUUCAUUUGUUUAUUUUUCGCUGAAGACCAAUGCCUUUGUGUCGAUAGUGUACAAGUUAUUUGUUAGCAAAGUAUAAUAAAUUUUACCUUGAUUAUUUUAGAAUGACAUACUUGGAUAGACGUGUGACUAAUUUUCAAGAGCUCAUUGACAAAAGUGCCCCAACUUCAGUGCCUUCUAUCUUGCUGAUGGAUAACAUAAAUCUGUAUCAUGGCAACAGACGACACCACCGCCUCUUCAAGGUCCUUGGACCUAAGAUGUGGAACUUUACAGUCCGUGGUUUGAUAGUGCCAAAAUUCCACAAAUUCCAAGAUUUAUUUCAAAGUGGAGAGACUGCUGAAGAGAGCCAGCAUGAUCCCAAGGAAGUCACAGCAGAGGACACAUUUAUAGGUAACUAACCUGCUGAUACAGUUGUCACUUAUCACCUUCCCCUUAGUCCAUUUUUUCAAAGGUGAUAAUUAUAACACAAUAGUACUGUGUUGCAGACUUAGUGGUGGAAAUGUUUAUUCGAUUUUUAUGUCUGCAGCUCCAAAUCAUUGGGCUCAUCACAGAGUUGCUUGGUUUUGUUUUAAUUUUUUUGGACUCAAGAUUUUUAUGAGUAUUAGAUUGUUUCUUGCCCCUGCUUCAUGGAGUAGUAUACAUGAUGUUACUUAUAAGUAAGACAGUGUAAAUUUUGUCUUUGUUUUGUUUUCAGAAAGCCAUCCGGAACACCUUACGAUCUGGACGGAAAUGCAAGACUACUUUCUGCUUAAAGUCCUUGAUUCUGCACUUAACAGUAUUCCUGAUUCAAGCAAAAAAUUGCGGGAUAUGGAUGAAAAAGAGUUUGGAGACUGGUUAGCAAAGCAGGAUUUUAAAGAAAAGAGACAACCAAAUUUUACUAUCAAACUCCCUCAAACCACCAUUGAAUCUAACCCAUGUUGUGGUAAGACUGAUACUUUAAUCCUUCCUCUUUCCCUGGAAAAUAAUGCAACCACAACUGGGACUGCAGCAAUUAUUGAACAGUUUGGAAAGGAGUUUGGUGUGCCUUGUGAGCAUGACAAAGAAUAUCUUCCAUUUGAUAAAAAAGGGCAAACCUUUGACAUAAAUGCAGCACGAUGCCAUCAGGAUUUUUUGACCUCUCUAAACAAACACAAGUCAGAAAUGACUGAGACAAUAAGGCAGUUGACAGAGGCUGAAAAGGCCUUUGAUCCUCUCCAGGAUGCACUAGAUGAAAGUUACUCACAAGAUGAAGACUUGAGUGCCAGUAACAUUCAAAAGGUUGAUGCUAAAUUCCAAAACAUUUUUGAUAGCUUGGUUAGAAAAAUGUGGGAUGCACAACAGGCAGGUGACGUCAGUGAGUAUGACAAGUUCGUUCACUGGAUGUCAGCACAACGGCAAAGCUGGGCGGAUGUUACAGACCACCAUGGUAGGACUGUACUUCAUGCAGCUGUAGAGAAUGGUAACAUGACACUUGUUAAGACUCUUGUCUCUGCUGGGGUGGAUGUUAAUGUCAAGGAGAGAUGUGGGGCAGCUCCUCUUACACUGGCUGUUAUCAGAAAGGAUGAAGAAAUGUGUUCUUUUUUGCUGAAUAACUUUGCUGUUUAUAGUGAUUACUUCUUUAGCACCAUUCCUAGUCCAUUGUACAUUGCCAAGCAGCUUAACUUGAAAGUGGUAGCAGAUAUGGAGGAAAGGCUAAAAUCAAGUAAUUCAGUUGAUAAAGAACUUUCCAAAAUCUUCCAGCGUGGAGAGGUUGUGGAAAACUGUCCCAAUGUUUCUGAGAUGGAGGAGCAGUCAAACAGUGAGGAACAUUACAAAUAUGAUAGGAGCAAUAAGGGUUGCAGGACAUUGUUUGUGGGCGACCAGGGUACCAAUAAGGUUCUCCGUGGUGUGAAGAGCCGGUCUGAAGCAGCUUACGGAUGGUGCUCUGAGGUUCCUGGAGACAUGCAUGCCAAGGGUUAUCUGUAUGAGGUCUGUAAGAAAGUUAUGUCUCCAGGUGGGUUUAUGUACAUUGUAAGGGAAGUGCUUGGAAGAAAGAAAGUCACCGAUGACAGUUUUGGCCAGAAAAAAUUUCAAGAGCAGAACCUGAACCGCAUCAGUGAGGCAUUGCGUGAUGUUGCAUUUGCAUUUGGUAUGGCUGCUGCAUUGGAGUUUAGAGGCUCAGAUUCCUUUCCUAGUCAAGAUCUGCUGAGGAGGGGGAAGAGAGAGAUAGGCAGUCACAACUUGGUCCUCUUAAAUAAAUUUAAAGAGUGGAUUGCCUCAAGUAGGGAAGAUGCAUCAUUUAAUUAUUACUCUCAAAUGUUCAACUUGUUUGGUCCCCUACAGUAUCUCUAUGAGGAUGCCAUCAAAUUUGGCCAUGGGUUGGGACGUGAAGCAGCUUGGAUGUUGAUGCAUCCACUCUUUGCACAAGCCAAUAAGCGCAACUACCACACAGAAGCAAUGGUGCACAUCAUCAACUUUGUUGCUGCUUGGCCACGAGCUACAAGAGAGUUGCUCCGUCAUAAUUGUUCUGUGAGCCUAAAUGGCAAAAAUGGCCACAACAUUGCUUUAGAUGAGUGGGUGGAGAGUUGUGUUGUGCAACCCAUGAAGAACUAUGCCACAGGUUAGUUUUCUUGUUUUUUUUUUUUUUUAAACCUGAACUCGUGUUGUCAUUAUUGUGGCCUUCCAAGAUAUCACUAACUUUUGCAAUGUACAUUACAGUGUAAAGGCAUUACUUCGCUAUUCCAUUGGUAAUCCAUGGUGCCCCUAUAUUUUAUCAUGUCACCCCUUCAACAUUCAAAAAUACAAUGUACAUGUAAGGUUUUGGUAUUUGUGCUAAAAUAAUUAUUUGUAUUUCAAACUUCACAUUUUCAUGGUAACAUACAAUGUACCUUUUCAUUGAGUAACUACUGAAACUUGUCUCUCUCUUUUUUUUUUAUUUUCAUUUAUUUAGGACAUACUACAGUGCAAAUGUUGCAGAGGCUGAUGGCAAACCUUGAUCUUAUUGGAGUUGUUCGUGGAGCGUAUCACUCACGUGAAGCAUUUAACAUUCACCCUACCUCAAGGCACUGUGAACAAGACCCUUUCCCAGAUCAGAUCAAGGCCAUGAGGUUUAUCCUUGCCUCUAAAUUUCUAAAUCCUGAUACUACAAGACAAGCUGUGGAGAAAUAUGGUAGUUCCGGAUCAGUUUCAAUUUCUAACGUGGAUGCUUAUGCUUCAGGCAAGAAAAAAGUUGAAGAUAACUUCAACAGGAAAUUGUUUUCAUUGUUUGGUGUCUUGAAUCUAGAUGAAGAAGAGGGAAGGGAUUCAGAUUAAUAAAAAUUACUUCAGUUCAGUUUUCUAAGUUCCGCCAAAGGAACCACAUUUUAAGUCAAUGUUUUUAUUGCCAUUUUAAAUCCUAACUAUGGCACAUUGAACUCUGGUACGUUUGCUAAUUAAUCGAAAUGACAAGUUGUUGCUUCUGUAAUGAAAAGGGCUCUUGUCGGCCUUUGAAGGCUCUCAAGAAGAAUUGUUUAGUAUUGACAGAAGCCAAAGUGAUAAUUUCUAAGAAACUAAAUUAUUGUGACAUUAUGAGAUAGAAAAAACAAGAUGAAAAGUGUUUGCUUGCCAAAAAUAGGCCAGUUAAUAUUGUAAAUUGGCUGGGAGAGAUAAGCAUUGUUUU